AUGGACGACGAGGAUGAGCUUGACAUGUCUUUAUCAGAUCAAGAGGAGCGAGACGACCGCGGCGGUGCUGGCUUUCACGCCUUACAAGCCCAGGACAGCGACCAAGCAGUAUGGCUCGCGUGGGAGCUGGGGCGUCAGUUAAAAGACGUCAUGGACCUCCUCGAAAGAAAACUACGCACGUGGGACGACAGCCAAGGGCCAAGCGAUGUAGAGCCCCUUGAACCGUACAAGAAGAAGGCACUGUUAAUGGGCAGAGGUGCGGAGCCCACCCGAGCAACGGCGCUGCAUAUCAUGGUCAGUAACUACGUACUCGACAGCUACGACAAGUUUCCUGACGAGAUCAUAAGGCCCAUGAUCCGCGAUUUCCUCUCAGAGUACCUCGCAUCCUGGGACAAGACCGAGACGGAGGAAGAGAAGAAGGACAAGAGGAAAGAGGAGCCAAUCUUGAAGGUAGCCAUCAAGCUGCGCGACAAUGACGGCUUUGUCCAGCAGAUCAGGGAGUCCUGCCCAACAGAACACCUGGCAGCUCUCCUCGCCGACCAAGACGGCGACGGGCAAAACGCUCUGCACCACAUCUUCACCUGGCCCGACGACAAGCCGAGGAGCAGAACAGAGGCCGACGCCAAAAGAGUCCUGACACGAGCGCAGGAGCUCGUCCCCCUGGCGACGGCCGAAAUGCUGGCUGCCAAGGACAAGGACGGGAACACGCCCAUCCACUAUGCGGCCGACUCCCGACAGUGCCUCUGCCGGGGCGACGACUACGUCGACCUGUUCACGAAGAUGGUGGAAAAAGCUGACACGCUCAUGAAGGCCGACAAAGCCUUCAGCAACAAUGACGAAUCCCCAAUAACAUAUGCGCAACGCAUCUGGCGCCGCCUUCUGGAGAUGAGAAAGCGCGAGAAGAAGGACCGUGACGGGAUCCAAGAAGCACCAGCCACCACCACCAUCAUCACGCCGUCCGCCUUCUCCACGGACCCAAAACGGGUCGCUUUAUCAACGGACUUCAACCCAACAACGUGGAAAGACCCCAAGGACAGCUCGCACUGGAUCGUGAAACUGGGCCGGUCCAACACCGGACUGGAGGGAGGAGGAGGAGGAGGAGGAGAUAGAACCGUCGAUGGCGGCACUGUGUCAUCCAGCAAGAGCAAUAUCAAGAAGACGCUCGAGGGCCGUAACUCUCGUCGCAUGUCGAUAGCUGACGGGACCAAAGAAGGGUUUCUGAGCGACUUGAAAAGGAUGCCACCGCCACCGCCAGUGACCCCAAUGACGUCUCAGAAAAAGCAACCUAUAGAUCUCAAGGGAGCAAAGAAUGUCAUGGUCAAGUCGACUGGCACGGGAAACAACGCAGCAGCCGGUGCUACCAAGAAACAGCCGGGGGCUUACCUGAAGAUCCAGGAGUUUCUCGAGCUGCACUACAUCCGCAAUCGGCCCGACAUGGAAGCCCGCGAUUUGAUCUACGGCAAGGAUGCUUCUGCCUGGACCAUGGCCAGGGCGGCAGCGACAGCCCCGGGACGCGCCCGGAACGGAGGGCUUACGGAGCAAGCACAGGAACCACGCGAGAACCCCAACAUGGGCCGCAGCGACCUGGUCAGCGUGUUUGACAAACUGUCCAAGUGCGGUGUGAAACGCAUCCUCCGGCUGCAGGUCGAUGACCUGAAGCCGCCCGCACACACCGACGCGGCCAUUGAGCUGGCCCUCAAGGGUAUCGAGUCCCUUCAGCUUCCGCAGGGUCGUGAAACCGCCAUCGUUUUCUCCUCGUGGCGUAACCAGGCCCCAGCCGAAGAGAGGCAGAAAUCCCGGGAGCCGAUCCUGGUGGAAAACUGGUGA
Thermothelomyces thermophilus ATCC 42464 is the source of this 1827-nucleotide messenger RNA. RefSeq lists its product as uncharacterized. The coding region runs from base 1 to 1827 and encodes 608 amino acids. The transcript has 3 exons. Lineage: Eukaryota; Fungi; Ascomycota; Sordariomycetes; Sordariales; Chaetomiaceae. The record is from RefSeq and is a predicted model, not a curated record.